AUCUUCCUCGGUGGCGUCAAUGCUUCUUGCAAACCUUUUCUUCUCCAAAAUUCUAUCACCAACCUCCUGUCACUCGGGCGGCAACCUGUGGAAGACUUAUCUCCAGAAAUCACUGCAAAGUAUAUUGAUAUUGCUAAUACAGAAGAAACGGACAUUAAUGUCAUACUCGACGAGGCUUGUCGUUUUAUCAAUCUGGGCACGAGAGGAUCUAACAGGAUCUUAGUGCAUUGUCGUUCUGGGCAGUCCUGGUCACCUACAGCGGUUAUAGUCUAUUUGCAUCGCUUCAAAGGCCUUGCAAUGUUCCAUGCCUUCUACUUUGUCGCGAGGAAACGCCCACUCAUCUGGCUCAACAAAAGCUUCCAGAAAUACCUCAUAGUU
Messenger RNA from Fomitiporia mediterranea MF3/22, 378 nucleotides. RefSeq names its product phosphatases II. The transcript has a single exon. Gene Ontology annotation, biological process: protein dephosphorylation. The annotation marks the transcript as partial. Gene Ontology annotation, cellular component: cytoplasm. The record is from RefSeq and is a predicted model, not a curated record. NCBI's taxonomy places the organism in Eukaryota, Fungi, Basidiomycota, Agaricomycetes, Hymenochaetales, Hymenochaetaceae. Gene Ontology annotation, molecular function: protein tyrosine/serine/threonine phosphatase activity.